AUGGCCAAGCUCACCGUUACCAUCACCGUUCUCUUGUUGUCGUUGGCUAUCUCCGUCGCUUCCUCCAAGCCGGAAAAUGACAUCAUCGCCGAUCACCUUCCCACUUUAGCAGCCGAACCCGAUCCAGAUACCCCAAACCCGACCCUUUCCGGAUCCGAAUCAACUUCUCCCGAUGAAGUCAUUCUACCGGUUAAUUUCGUGAAUUUCCAUCCGAUCAAUCGUCAUUUCCCUAGACGUCCCUUGACGACGGCUCUUUUCAACCACCGUCCGUGCCACCAUCACCGCCGUCGUCACGAGGGCCUCCAGAUCCCUUACGGCAACGACAUGAUCUUCUCCGGCGAAGAAAAGGUAACAGAUCCUUUGUCAGGCGGCGUCGUAGUCACGGAUAUCAAGAUGUUAGUCGGUCCAUUCGUGUCGGAGGAGACGAAAGACCAUCCUGGCCGUGAAAUUGACAAUUCCGGUGAGGUCGAGGCGGAGGAGGAUGGCUCCAUGAAGAUUACGGUGACUCGAGUGAAAUUGAUCAAGCGCAAAGAACAAGGAAAAGAUAAAAGAGAGAAUACGUUGAGGAGAAAGAUUCGCAAGUUUCUAAACCAUUUGGUCUGA
This is a messenger RNA of Arabis nemorensis, 603 nucleotides long. Lineage: Eukaryota; Viridiplantae; Streptophyta; Magnoliopsida; Brassicales; Brassicaceae. The record is from the annotation of a GenBank genome assembly.